AUGAACGGAACAUCGUCGAAGCCACAAUCUCAGUCCACCGUCCGAUCUUUCGGGGCUAGCGAGUCGGAUUUAAGAAGGCUUUACACUCUGUCUCUAUCCCAAAUAAGAAAACGUUGCGAGCGUGGAGAAAAUAACAACUAUAAACCUUCACCGUUUAAUAUACGUUGGAUACACGGCUAUAAUCCCAAAGUUGGGGUGAUCAAUCUUGUCAAGGAUGACUCUCCUACCCUCGCUUUCUACGCGGCAGGGUACUGUGGCGUGAUUUACGAUUGGAUGGAAAAUACUAUGAUGAUACUACAGGGUCAUAAACAUACAAUAAUUUGUAUAGAUACCGACGCAAAAGGCGAUUGGCUUGUUACCGCUGAUUCAGGACCAGAGAACGUUGUUAUUGUAUGGGAUAGAAAAGACUAUUUUCCUCAAAGGACUAUUUUCAAUCCUCACGGAAAUGUAAAAUUGGCUGACGUGGUCAUCAGUUCGGAUGCUAAGUACCUUCUAACCCUGGGUUAUCAAGAAAAGGCUACUAUUAACUGGUGGAUAUGGUCGAUGGGUUUAGACGUCCCUCACGCUUCUUUAGAAGUAGACAUUCCGAAAUGGGGAGUAGUGGACAUGGGAUUCAAUCCUUACAAAAGUGAACAAUUUCUUUUAAUGACGAAACAUGAUAUUUGGCUGUUUGUUUCAAGUAAAAUAUUUGUCUUUGAAAGAGGACUUAUAAAAGAAACCGACGAUUACGAACUUAAAAUAAAAAUACCGAACAAGAAAAUUAAUCCUGAUAAUGGUUUACUGACCGCUUUCACGUUCGUGGAAGAAACCUCUCAGAUACUUGUAGCCACAAGCCGAGGAUCAGUUCUCGUUUAUGGAUACACGAUAGAAUUUACGGACAAUGUAGAUUCAUCUAACUUUGAAAACUUAAGAUUUAUUAAGGUACUUAAAGUACAGACGAAGAGAAUUAAUGUUAUCCAAAAUAUAGAUGGUGUUGUGGUGACAGGCAACAACGCGGGUGAGAUUCACUUCUAUGACAACCAGGUGAAAUUACUGUAUUGGAUACACGGCUUCACUGUCGACUCUGUUAAACAAUUGAGCUUCAACAUCUCUCGAAGGAGCUACCAGAUACUCGAUCCCAAAUGUAGAAAAGUUUGUCAAUGCUGGGAUGAAGUCCAAACUGAAAUUGAUGAAACGACAGGGCAACCGUGUCAUAAGAUUAUGAAAAAACAUGUUCCAUUAGAUGCCACUACUGGAAACAAACCGUUCAUCAUCAGAGAUUUCAUUGUUUGUACAAAUAAUGAGGGCGUAUAUUUUGUUGAUUUUCUAACAGAGAAGCUGACUACGAUAUUAGAUAAUAAUGUUUCACCCGCCUUGUCCUUAUCUGUGAAUCCAGAAAAGACGUUUCUUUGCGUCGGGUAUACAAACGGUGUUAUUGAAUUAUUCAAUUAUGUGUGCCACAAAUUGUUCGUAAGGAUCGACUUGAGAGAACAUUUUAAAACAAUUAUUCCGCCCAAAGAUGACUCCCUCGAUGUUGAACAAGAAGUCAUUAAGCCAGAGAUUUCAGUGACAUGUUUGAAAUACUCACCAUCAGGAUUACACCUAGCCUGCGGUCUCGAUAAUGGCGAACUAAUAUUUCUGGACCCAACCACGAUAAGCGUUAAAUCUAAAGUCCCCCAUAAAGACACCAACUUUGCGAUCAAUCAGAUUAACUACAGCUGUGAUUCAUUGACUUUAGCUUUGGCUGACUCUGGUAGAACUGUACUAGUUUAUAAAUAUGAUUGCUCGAACUUUAUGUGGAAUUUUAUUGGAAAGCACAGAGCUCAUUAUAAGGACGUAACAUCCGUGUUUUUCCUUCCAAAGAAAAACGAAAAUGGGGAAUAUAAAUUGUUAUCCCUUGGAAUGGAUCGAAUUAUGGUUGAAUACGACAUUGGCGAAAGUUCUGAAGAGUAUCUCGAGGUUUUGAGUUUGGAUAGAGUGGAUCAAACAGCCAUACCUCUGUUUGGGAUCCCAUGGCCAAAUCCCCCGGAUAUUGAUCCCGAAAUACAUCGCACCGAUCUGCCCAUGAUUCUUAUUGCUAAUGAUGAGUUCAAAUACAAAAUUGUUAACUAUGGGACAACGAUGACGCUAUCUACCAUACUGGGUCCAAGGUACGAGAGCCCCGUGUGCCGUAUGGAGUUAAUUACAAUCACAAAGGACGAUACACAGAUGCAAUACCUUCUCUACGCUAGCAAGAAUGUCGUUGGCUUGCAGAAGAUGCCAUUAGACGGCAAUCCUUGGAAGCACACAGCUCUGCUUGGACAUCCUACUAACAUUAUUGACAUGUGCUUCCGAGAAGAUAGCGGAACGUUGUUUACGCUCGGAGCAAAAGAUAACUGUGUAUAUCAAUGGGCUGCUAAUUACAGAUCAGUGGAGACAACUACAAAGCUAGGUGGCGGUGAUCUGGACCCUUACUACUGCUUGAUGGAGGGUGGUAGACCAGGCUGGCUGUUCCAGGAGAUUCGUGAUCUAUUUUACUAUAUACAGAUUCUUUGCCAAGGAACCUUCUCGCCAGCCAUGCGACGCGUUAAGGAUUUUAUUCCAAUUGAUUCACUAUCAGAUCUGAUGCGAGCUUUAGGAUAUUUUCCGUCAGAGUACGAGGAGAUAACAUUGGAAGAGUUAGCGAUGAACGUAAUAGGUAUACAAGACCUGGAAGUUUUAUCUGAACAGUACUCCAUGAAGGAUUCCCUUGGAUCUCAACAAACUGGUGACACUUCUACCGAGUCCACAGAACCAAUUAGUAGCAGAUUAUUUAUGGACAGACGUUAA
This is a messenger RNA of Danaus chrysippus (African queen), 2787 nucleotides long. The record is from the annotation of a GenBank genome assembly. NCBI's taxonomy places the organism in Eukaryota, Metazoa, Arthropoda, Insecta, Lepidoptera, Nymphalidae.